Messenger RNA from Microplitis mediator, 7372 nucleotides. RefSeq names its product TBC1 domain family member 12-like. The transcript has 2 exons. The coding region runs from base 866 to 2068 and encodes 400 amino acids. NCBI's taxonomy places the organism in Eukaryota, Metazoa, Arthropoda, Insecta, Hymenoptera, Braconidae. The record is from RefSeq and is a predicted model, not a curated record.
UUUAUUAUUAUAAAAAAAUAUGAAUUUGUUUAGUUAAAAGACUAAAUAAGACAAUGUUAAAAUUAAAAUUCAAUAAUAUUAAUCGUUAAUAUGUUUAAAAAAAUGGAAUUACGAUCUUGUCUCUUAUAGUGUCAAUAAUUGGUGCUUUUACCUUAGUUGAAUUUUAGUUUUUAUAUUAGUUACAGUCGUAAAAUAAAAUUGGUUAUGGUAAGACUAGUGAAAGGUGAAAGCGUCAGAUAGUACACAUGAUUCUUAUACCCCUACCAUUAGCCGAAAAGAGGACACUCAAUACGCUCUCAGCAGUCUGUGGUUUUACUGAUGCAGACUUAGAUAUAUUUAUUUUAUACUAAACCUCAGUUGUUUUAUCAAAACUAUUUUUUAUAUUUUCGGUCAUCCCAUGGAAUGAUGUUCUUCACAAUUAUAUAUCAAACUGCGCAAUUAUAAAUAAUAAUAUAGUACAAACUGAGUAUAAUAAAUUAGUCUAAAUAUUGUAAGAGUUCUCAGUUAUGUAAAACUUUUACACUAAAAAUAUAAUAAUGUUUAAAUAAAGUUUUGUCGUUUUGGUGAUCCUUAGUAUCAUAAACAUCAUAAUCGCUUUCAAAAUAUAGACCAAAAGAUAUUUCUUAAGUAUAACACCAAUCAAAUAAGGUUAGCUUUUAUGAUUUUGCGAAGCAAACAACCAAGAAUCUACAAACUAAAAGAAACCAUUCGUAAAUAUAAAAUCAAUACUGUGCAUUAAUUUAUUAAGUCAAAGAAUUGCUAAUAAAUUUUUACUACAAAAAUAAAAAUUAAUUGUAAAAAAAAUUUUUCCAUAAAAAUAUAUAUACAACAAAUGAGUAAAGGCGCGAAUGGUUAAAUUUAAAAAAUGCACGACAAAACUGAAGACACACCUGGAAUUAAUUUUAUAAAAAAUAUUUUUUCAUCACGACGUUUUAAUUUACCAUCAACAACAGACCUCACUGGGACAACAGUAGUAACAAAGUUAAAUAUUAAUAAUAGUAAAAAUACAAUAACUAAUGAAAUUGGUAGUUUAGGAUUAAUUCCACAAUCGCGUCCGCCAAACUUACCCGCCAAAAAUUCUCGAGAAGAAUCAUUACACCGUAAACAACAUGACGCUAUUCUGGAUGGAAUAAAAAAACGUGAAUUACGUGAACAAGAAGAUAAUAAUAAAAAACGUGCUCAACAGUUAAAAGAUGAAAAUAAACUAUCGUCAAAUUUACAGUAUUGGUAUCAAAAAGUAAUACCAAAUUUCAAUCAACUCAAAUCGACCACCGAGGUACAUGAUUUAUGGUGGCAAGGGAUUCCAUCAGCUGUUCGAGGGCGUAUUUGGUGUCUAGCCAUUGCUAAUAAUUUAAAUUUAACUGCCGAAAUAUUCGUAGGUUGCGUAAAACAGUUUAACACCACUAAUCACAUAGAAUCAGCAUCAAUCAAAUUAGAUAUCACGCGUACAUUUCCGUCAUUACAAAUUUUUCAAAAAGACGGACCACUAUUUGAAUCUCUUUACAAUUUAUUAGCCGCAUAUUGUAUUUUCAAACCAGAAAUUGGGUAUGUACAGGGUAUGAGUUUUAUUGGAGCCAUGUUAAUACUUAAUAUGGAUGCUACUGAUGCAUUUAUUUGUUUAGCUAAUUUAUUUAACAAUAAUUUAUAUCAUAACACAGCCUUCACAUUAAAUGAAAUUAAAAUUAAUAAUUAUUGGAGUAUUUAUAAUGAAUUAUUAUUUAGAAAUUUACCUUGUUUACAUAAACAUUUUUUCGACAUCAAUUUAACACCAGAUUUUUAUUUACUUGAUUGGUUAUUUACAAUUUAUGCUAAAGCAAUGCCACUGGAUGUGACAAGUCGAAUUUGGGAUAUUUUUGUGCGUGAUGGCGAUGAAUUUUUAUUUAAAACUGCCAUUGGUAUUCUAAUACUAUACAAAAACGAAUUACUGAGCAUGGAUUUCGUGCAUGUUGCACAGUUUUUAAUCAAACUACCAGAUACCAUUAAGGUUGAUGAUUUGUUUAAAUGUAUUAAGUGGGUUAAUAUGAAAAUUGGUGAUAGAACUUUUGAUCAAAUGAUUUUAUUAGUGUAAAUAAAUAUUUUAUUGAUUUGAAAAAAUAUUUAAUUCCUUAUAAGCAUCUGAAGAAGUAAGACUCCGUAUUUUAAACGAUGGCUCAUCUUUUCCAAAUAUUUAGUUGGCUAUUCAUAGCAUAAAAGUAUACAAAAUGUUAUAAUAUAUAUUAGGGUGCUUUGUUUGAGAUAAACAUGUUUUUUUUUAGCGGACACAAAAAAAUUUUGUUGUUUAUGUUGAGGAAAAAAUUCCCUGAAAAUUUCAGCUCUUAAUUUUAAUUUUAAGUACUUCAUCUCGAGCAUCAAAGUUUUUCCAUUUAAAAAGCAUGUAAAUCGAAUAAUUUUUUUUUUUAUUGCUACAACUUAACCAGAUUCUAAUCUAUCGUUUUGAAACCAGUUUUUAUUUGCAGUCCUAGCAGACCUGAGUUACCGUAAAUUUACGGUAUUUUUACCGCAAAUCUACCGUAGAAUACCGUAAAAUUCGAGUAGAUUUACCGUAAAUUACGGUAAAUUCACCGUAAAUUACGGUAAAUCGGUACUUUACGGUGGAUUACUGUAAAUUACGGCGGGUAUACCGUAAAUUUACCGUCGAAUACGAUGAAUCUACCGUAAAAAAUUCUGGAUUACCGAAUUACCGUAAUUUACGGUGGAUUACCGUAUUUCCGUAUUUUACGGUAAAUUCGCCGUAGAUUACGGUAAAUCCACCGUAAAUUACGGUAAAACCACCGUAAAUUACGGUAAAUCCACCGUAAUUUACGGUAAAUCGGUAUUUUACGGUGGAUUACCGUAAUUUACGGUGAGUUUACCGUAAUUUGGGUCCGUUAGGGAGAGUAUUUAUUAAUUUUUGAAAUUCUGUAAGACAAUUUCGUUCUAAUUCGAUCCAUGUCGAUUGUAUCAGCUCCGAAAGUCAAUUUUUCUUUUUUUCAUAAAUUUUUGUUAAUAGUGAAAAAACGGCUCAUCUGACGAAAAAUAUGAAUAUUGCCAACCUUUUGGUAAAUUGUGUCCUCUACAAAAUUGUUUAUUGCAUUUAUAUUGCUAAAGUGUAUUGUUCAUGAGAUACAAGCAGUUUCACAUUUGACAGUAUAAAAGUUGUAAGCUUAAUAUAGUACAAAUAUUUUCUACUGUAAAAUGUUGAACUGCUCGUAUCUUAUAAACAGUGCACUUUAGCAUUAUAAGAGUAAUGAACAAUUUUGUAGAGGACACGAGAUUUCCUCAAAGAUUGGCAAUAUUCAUAUUUUUCGUCAGAUGAGCCGUUUUUUCACGAAUAACAAAAAUUUAUGAAAAAAGAGAAAAAUUGACUUUCGGAGCUGAUACAAUCGACAUGGAUCGAAUUAGAACAAAAUUGUCUUAUAGAAUUUUAAAAAUCAAUAAAUACUCUGCAAAUCAAAACUGGUUUCAAACGAUGGCUUAAAAUCUGGCUAAGUUUUAGUAAUUUAAAAAAAAAGUUAUUCGAUUUACAUGUUUUUUAAACGGAAAAACUUUGACGCUCGAGAGGUAGUACUUAAAAUUAAAAUUAAGAGCUGAAAUUUUCAGGGAAUUUUUUUCUCAACAUGAGCAACAAAAUUUUUUUGUGUCCGCUAAAAAAAAAAUGUUUUUUAAACAAAGCACCCUAAUAUAAAUAUAUAUGGCUCACCGAGUGAAACAAAACUAAAAAUCGACAAUUAAUUAUUUGAGCAGUAGAUGUCUUUUUUAAUUGAUAAAUAAUUUGAUAGAUAUUUUUGUUUUUUUAUAGGCUAUAAUUAGAGGAUCUUCUGUGCUGAUAAAUAAAGAUUUCUUUACUUUUAUUUAUGUAAAUUAACUCUAAGGCUGGGUCGUACCUAACGAAUUUUCGAAUUUUAGAUUUCUACUAAUAUAUUAAUUAAUCAUCAUUACAGCGAUUUUUUAGCUUCUGACCAAAAGCUGAAGAUGAACUUCUUCGGAAGAUUUUCAUCAUUCGAGUCCAAUAUAUAUUUACAUUGUAAUUAAAAAUCUCAAUUUCAAGAUUUCGUUAGGUACGUCCCACCCUUAAGGGUAGCUAACUCACUUCACUUCUUGAACUUACGAACAUUGAGCUGGGCCUGUAGUUGUUUUGUCCAAGCUUUUCGCUUAAACAAAAACUCUGAACACAUAAAGAACGAGGCUCGAUGUAUUGUUCUAUAAUUUAACAAGCUUCGGGCUAGUAUUAAAAUUCUUUUGAAUCGAUGAAAGUGUGGCACGUCGUCCAAUAAACUUUUCUCGAAAGCUAAAAUAGGUAUACUUCCGACAGGCUCGAAAAAUUUGAAAAUUAUUGAUUAUAUCAUAUUAUGUGCCUAACUGAAUUUUGAAGUUAUAGUUCAAAUUUUUUUUCAAAUGUUGAUAGAGAACUAAUUGAGAAAAUUUGAGUAAUUUAUUAACUUUUUACGAAAGUAUCAUAUUUCUCUUUCUAAUUGUGAUCAAAAUUCAUACGUACGACUAAAAAUCGUCAAAUAAUUUUUUUUGACAUUUACAAAUAUCGCAAAUUAUUUGACAUACACAUAUAUAUUUAAUCAGAAAAAUUUAAAAGACUGAGAAAAAAAAUUGUCCAACGAGGUCGAGAAAUAAACUGUUUGGAAGUAGGUGCGACAUAGUUAUUUUUGUUCUUCAAAGUAUACUUUGACAUCGCCAUUCUAGAUUAUAUUUAUCAUAGAAUUUUUUCCUAUGUAAAUAAUAGAAAGUUUUUUUUUCUUUUUUUUUCCUUUAUAAACAUAUCUUCAAAAUUUUUUGUAUCCUGCAUAAUCCUGGUGGAUCCAAAUUACGGUAAAUUACCAAAAUCUACUGUAAACUACGGUAUUCAUAAAAAUUACGAUACUGUACCACAAACUACGCUGGAUUUAUGGUAAAACGUAUGACUAAAGUCGGUGUUUCUCGGUAUUCCGUAUAAGAAUGUAUCUUACGUGUGGUAAUUUUACGGUCAGAAUUCGGUGUUUAACGGUGAAACACAGUAUUUAGCAAAAUGAAGGUAUACAGUCAUAAAAACGCGAUAUUGUGCCUUUCCGAAAAAAAUUCAGAUUCAAUGAAAUUUGUUUACUUUUCAAUCGUUUUACUUUUUUUGAAUUCAAGAUCUACAUUGACAUCACUGACGUAUUCAAGUCUGAGUAGACUUACUACAGACACUUCGAUUUCAGUAAAUUUUCUUAGAUCAAAAAUUUUUAUCGAUUUUUUUUUCUUACAAGGUCCCGAAGUCUCUAUCAAGAUUAAAAUAUUGAAUUUAUACAAUUUCAUAAUUUAUGUUUUUGACGUAACCUAUUAUGAUACGGUAGCAUGGCGUAAAAUACAGUAUUCUACAUUACUUUUACCGUAAAUUACGGCAUUUCCACGUAAAGUACGAUAUGGUACUGUAAAGGCAGUAUUUUACCGCGCGGAGAAACAUGGAUAUAAUAAAUGGACGAAUUUUUAUCAUGCUAUCAACCAAACUUGAAACAGGAAGUUGAAUUACCAAAAAAUGAUUAUGCUGUACUAUAAUUAUUAUUGUGAACCUCUAAAAAUUUUUUAUUCUCUACUACAAUUCCUAUUUUAGAUAAAUAAUCUUCACUACAAUCUAUCAAUAAGUUUUGAGUGCAUAACAUUUUGCGUAAUGCAGCAUAGUAAUUAUUUGGCGACUCAACUUCCUGUUUCAAGUUUGGUUGACAGCAUAAUAAAAAUUCAUUCAUUUUUUAUGUUCAUUUUUCUCCGUCCGUAGAGUACGGUAUCUCACGAUCUUACAAUAAGAUACUGUAUUUUGUGGCAAAAUGCCGUGCUUUACGGUAGAACACCGUAAUUAUUGGUAUUUAUCGUAAAUAUAUAUAAUUUGAUAUGUUUAGAUACAAUAAAAUCCGUUUAGAUAUAUAAUAAUUACUGACUUCAGUUAGAAACAGUGACUUCUCGUGCCGCCAUGUACACGCAAUAUACGUGUUGAACGUGUAUACUGCCGUGUUCCCGGAUUUGAUCCACAUGGUUCGUAAUAGUUUUUGGAUCGUUGUUUUGUGUAUUCGAGUAUGUCAGUUUUUAAAUAUAUAUGUAAAAAGUAUAUUAAUAAAUUAUAUUUUGUAACGUAAAGAUCAUUGUUAUUAUAUUUAUUUCUAUAAUGUUUGAAUAAAAACAUGUAAAACAUGAUAUUUUACAAUAAGAUCCGUAAGGUAAAUGUCCCAAUACCGGAACGACGAAGGGUAUACGACUGAUUUUUAUCGUUUUAAAAAUAUUCAAAUAGAUUAUAAACCAAAAUAAUUAAUUAUAUCAUAUAGAAUAGACAUUUACCUAUUCGAAAAUAAUCAAAUUAGUUUAUUUUUCUUAAAUUUGAUACAAAAAAAAAAAAAUUUGUUCUAUGACACCCAAAAGACCCAAUACCGGAACGCUGAAAUAGCCUUGUCCCAAUACGGGAAUUCGGUUGUCCUAAUACCGGAACUGUAAUAAAAUGAGUUAUUUUUUGCAUUCAUUCAUUGUGAAAAUAUUAACAAUUAUUAAAUAAUAUUAAUGUAAAACGAGUGUGAAUGUAACAGACAUCAGACAAAUUUAAAAUUAUAAAUAAAUGAGGUAAAUAAUUAAAAAAAUAAUAUUUAUAAAAAGAGCACUACUAAUUUCAAAAUUUUUGGAAUGCGCAUUUUUUAAAAUUUUAUUUUGGUAAUCAUCUAUAUCCGGGCUAACCACAUUUUUCGAUGUUUCAAGUGCUUACACAUUAAAAAUCUAUAAUUAAAUUUUUUCCACGUGUUCUGCUACACGGCGGAUUAAAUUUUCUGUAUGCAUUUAUGUCUAUAACACAAGAUAUCUAUCCGAACCUUGUAACUAAAGGGUGCAAAAUUGAUAAAAAUGGCAGAAAUCAUGCAAAUUUUCCAAUAUAAAUUUAUUAAAUUUCUAAUAAAUACUAAUAAUUAAUUUUAUUAAUACCGUAAGAUGGACGGUGGUGAUAGAAAGGUCUAACUAAGAGCUACAAAGAUUUUUGAACUCUUGUAAUAGUGGAAAAUCGGCAUAUUUCUGUUAUUUCAAUACACUAACGGUGUACAACAGCUCACUUAGCACUUUGUUGCAAGUAGUUUGGACGGUAUCCGCCUUCCUUUGCUAGUACACGGAAAAAAAAUUCACGGAUUUUUUACGAUUUAACUAUCGUAAUUUUCAUUAUAUAGUAUUGUAACGCUGGACUAUAAGUUUUCAAUAAUAAUUUUUACAAUAGACUAUCGUAAUUUUUAUUUUAUAAUUUAUACUACUACCAGAAAGAAAAAAUCAGAUACUAUAGAGUAAAUUAUACAAGUUGUGUUAACAUAAAUUCUAAUACAACUAUCGUAAAAUGAAUGAGUCGGUAAUGUAGAAUUUCUUUAAAUAUAAAAUAAUAAUUAGAAGUCAAUGGAGUAAAAUAUAU